Molecule: messenger RNA, 912 nt
Organism: Kwoniella botswanensis
Lineage: Eukaryota; Fungi; Basidiomycota; Tremellomycetes; Tremellales; Cryptococcaceae
Exons: 3
Coding region: 1-912 (303 amino acids)
Source: RefSeq, a predicted model, not a curated record
AUGCGGAUCCUCCUUACUGGCUCUUCAGGCGUGGUAGGCACAUACGUCCUUACCUACUUGUUGGAACAAGGUCACAGCGUAAUUGCGGUGGAUCGGAUCCCUUUAGCCCAAUCUACCCUCGACUCACUUUCCGCCAAAUAUCCCAAUCUAGAUGAUAUAUUGGAUGUACACACAGUAGAUCUAACAUCUAUAGAAAAAGUCAAAAAUCUAUUCUCCCAAUACUCGAAGGGUACGAUCGAAGGUCUAAUCCACCUUGCCGCUAUACCCCAUCCUGAAUCUCAUGACCCGCGCUUCGUCCAUAAUACCAAUAUAACCAUAUCUUACAAUGUCUUAUACACCGCUGCUGAACAUGGAAUGCAAAGAUUGGUUCAAGCUAGUUCGGUGAACUAUACGGGUUUAGCAUAUACUACGAAAGGUAGACAGAGGUUUGAGAGGUUGCCUAUAACGGAGGAAGAACCUAGUCACGCGGAAGAUCCAUAUGCUCUUUCAAAACAGAUAUGUGAGAUCCAAGCUAUCUCACUCUGUCGCUUAUUCCCUACCAUCUCAAUCGCCUCAUUACGAUUCCACCAUAUCCUGCCUACCCUUUCCGAAGCAGAAGGAUGGUCACGACAAGAAGAAUUCUGGACGUGGACUUCGUCUCUCUCUGCUUCCCAAGCUUGCCUGUUAGGGCUGACUACACCACAGGAAGGGAAGUGGAAAGGACAUGAGGCGUUCAAUAUAGUUGCCAGCGAUAUAGCAUGGAAAGAUCCUGCUGUGAGCAGUUUGGAUCUGUUGGAGAAGAGCGAAUGGAGUGCAGGUGGACGGAUUGGACAGGUAGACACAACCUGGUGGGGUGGGGAUGAAGGAAAGAGAAAAGGGUUUUGGGAUUGUAGGAAAGCUGAGAGGUUGUUGGGGUGGGUACAUACUCCUUAA